AUGGCAGACUUCUCAGUAUUCCUGGGGUUUCUGAAGCAAGUGCCUUGGUGCAGCAGCGUCUUCUUCACCCACCUUCUCUUCCUUCAGUUGGGGGAGGUGAACUCAGAGGAGGUCAAGGUGCUGGGCCCUGGAGAAUCCAUUUUGGCCCUCGUUGGGGAAGCAGUGGAGUUCCCCUGCCACUUGUCACCGUACCGGGACGCAGAGCACAUGGAGAUCCGCUGGUUCAGGACCCAGGCCUCCGACGUGGUGUACCUGUACCAGGAGCCCCAGGGUCUCUCCAGCCCGCAGAUGGCGCAGUUCCGCAACAGGACCGUAUUCGAAGCCAACGACAUUGCGGAUGGCAGCGUGAACCUGCACAUCCUCAGCGUGGUUCCCUCCGACGAGGGCCGGUACGGGUGCCACUUUCUUUCCGAAGACUUCUCUGGUGAAGCUACGUGGGAGCUGGAAGUAGCAGGGCUGGGCUCAGACCCACACAUCUCCCUUAAGGGCUUCGUCGAAGGAGGCAUUCAGCUGCAGUGCAGUUCCAGUGGCUGGUACCCCAAGCCGAAGGUUCAGUGGAGAGACCCCCAGGAUCAGUGCCUUCCUCCAGAGUCUGAAGCCAUAGUCAAGAAUGCCCAGGGCCUGUUCAGUCUGGAGACAUCUGUGAUUGUCCGGGAAGGGACUCACAGCAAUGUGUCUUGUACAAUCCAGAACCCCUUGCUGGCCCAGAAGAAAGAGUUUGUGCUCCAGAUUGCAGAUGUGUUCCUACCCAGACCAUCCCCCUGGAAGAAGGCAUUCCUGGGAACCCUGGUGGUCCUGCCGCUCAGUCUGGCUGUGCUCACAAUGCUGGCGCUGCAGUACUUCUACAAGCAGCGGCUCACCCAAGAAAAGCUGAUGGAGCAGGGAGAGAAGGACCGAGAGAAACUUCAGGCAGAGCUUGACUGGAGAAGGUCCGAAGGCCAAGCAGAGUGGAGAGCAGCCCAGCAAUACGCAGUGGACGUGACCUUGGAUCCCGCCACGGCCCACCCUAGCCUGGAGGUCUCCAAGGACCGCAAGAGCGUGUCCUCCCGCCCGGGGGAGGCCAGCACCGCGGCGGGCGACCCGCAGCGUUUCUCGGAGCAGACGUGCGUGCUGAGCCGGGAGCGCUUUCCUAGCGGCCGCCACUACUGGGAGGUGAACGUGGGCCGGCGCAGCCGCUGGUUCCUGGGCGCCUGCCUGGAGUCGGUGGAGCGCUCGGGGCCCGCGCGCCUCGGCCCCGCGGCGGGCUACUGGGUGAUGGGGCUUUGGAACGGCUGCGAGUACUUCGUGUUAGACCCGCAGCGAGUGGCGCUGUCGCCGCGCGUGCCUCCCCGGAGGGUGGGCAUCCUGCUGGACUACGAGGCGGGGAAGCUGUCCUUCUUCAACGCGUCCGACGGCUCGCACAUCUUCACCUUCGCCGACGCGUUCUCGGGGGCGCUCUGCGCCUACUUCAGGCCCCGGGCCCACGAUGGCAGCGAACACCCGGACCCCCUGACCAUCUGCUCUUUGCCGGUUAGAGGGCCACGGGUCCUGGAAGAGAACGACGUUGACAACUGGCUACAGCCCUAUGAGCCCUUGGACCCCGCCUGGGCUGAUGAAGAGGCCCUGCCAUGACCUCAAGGCCCGGUCCGAGCAUCUCCCCGAACUA
Messenger RNA from Psammomys obesus (fat sand rat), 1645 nucleotides. It is a transcript of the gene Btnl9, whose product is annotated as butyrophilin like 9. Gene Ontology annotation, cellular component: external side of plasma membrane. Gene Ontology annotation, molecular function: signaling receptor binding. Lineage: Eukaryota; Metazoa; Chordata; Mammalia; Rodentia; Muridae. Gene Ontology annotation, biological process: regulation of cytokine production; T cell receptor signaling pathway. Bases 1 to 1611 code for a protein of 536 amino acids. The record is from RefSeq and is a predicted model, not a curated record. The transcript is spliced from 9 exons.